GUCAAUGACGGAUCAGAAUAGAUCAGAACAAUUGACCACCAGAGAGUGAUUAAAUACCACUGAAUCCGUAAUUUAAUUAUUGCUACUGAGAAGUUAAUUAUGAGAGAAAUGCGGAUUUUCUGGUUUUUCAAGCUGAAGGGCGAUGUGAUAAGUCAGAUUGUGAAGGAUAAAUAAUGAAUUAUCUUAUAGAGAUUAUAAGGAGUGCAAUUGCAAGUAUGUUGCAAUUUGUUUGGUUUGGUAAACGCAAGAUUUCGAAUACCCUCAGUAUUUACAUCAAGACGAACACUGGGAGUACUUUGUCGGUUGAUUUAGAUCCAAAAUGGGAUAUAAAGAAUGUCAAGGAAGUUAUUUCAGGGAGAAUUGGACUUGCACCUGAGGAUAUUAAGAUAAUAUUCGCUGGGAAGGAGCUGCACAAUUCCACAAUUAUUGAGGAAUGCGAUUUGGGACAACAGAGCAUCCUUCAUGCCGUGAAAAAUCCCCCAAGAAGAUUGAAAUCAACUCUGAAUGCUCAGAGGAUCAGCGAAUCUCUCGCUGAGUCGUUGGAAUUAAAUGAAAGUGGGAGUAAGCCUUUAAAUGAAACUUUAACGGACUUACCGUUGAAUGAAGGGGAAACUACUGAAGUUGUAGAAUCUCCAGAACCCCGAGGUAAACGUGCCCACUUCUACGUAUACUGUGCAGCCCCUUGCAAGUCUAUUGAGCCAGGAAAGUUGCGAGUUCGUUGUUCCUCGUGUGGUUCAGGAGCAGUGACAGUGGACAGAGAUCCCCAAUCGUGGCCUGACGUUCUGCUUUCAAAUCGGAUAACCGUCCACUGCGAGAAUGACAGCUGUGACCUAUCACCGGAUUCCCAAAUUCCUUACGCUCAUUUUUUCUUCAAAUGUGGAAACCACCCGAGUAGAGGAGAAAACGAUGAGGCCAUACCCCUGUACCAUAUUCGGCCAAACCUGAGGAGAGUUCCAUGUCUUGCUUGCACCGAUGCCAAAGACGUUGUCCUCGUAUUUCCAUGCGAAGCAGCGCACGUCACAUGUCUCGAUUGUUUCAAAGAUUACUGCAAUGUGAAAUUGGGAGAGCGGGGAUUUGAAUUCGAUGGGAGCAACGGAUACUACACACUCCCUUGUCCUGCAGGUUGUGAAAAUUCUUUUAUAAGAGAAGUCCAUCAUUUUCGAUUGUUAGAUCAGCAUCAGUACGAGCAGUACCAGAGGUUCGGCGCUGAGGAGUACGUCCUGAGGGUUGGGGGUCUCCUGUGCCCCCAGCCUGACUGUGGAAUGGGAAUUAUUCCACCAGAACCCGUAGAUCCUGGUGAUGCAGAGGCGUGCAGGAAGAUUCAGUGCAUUGGGGGAUGUGGAUACGUCUUCUGCAGGAGAUGUUUGAGUGGUUAUCAUUUAGGGGACUGUGGACAUGCUGAGAAAAUUAAUUCCAAUGCUCAGGGACGUGGAGGAUACUCGGUGGAUCCUGAUAGGGCAAAGGACGCCAAGUGGGAUGAAGCCAGUAAAAAGGUUAUUCAAAAAUCCACUAAACCUUGUCCCAAGUGCAGAACACCCACUGAGAGAGAUGGUGGGUGCAUGCACAUGGUUUGUACUAGGGCAGGCUGUGGGUUCCAGUGGUGUUGGGUAUGUCAGACCCCCUGGACCAGGGAUUGCAUGGGGAGCCAUUGGUUUGGCUGAUUUUUAAACAAUUGUUUCUCCUUUUCUAUUAAAAAAAAACGUAAAAAAAUAUUCAAAAAUAUGUGUUCCAAAUAUUUUGGAAGUGUUUUCGUUCCUGAUUAUGGAAUAGUAUAUUAUUUAUCGGCUAGGAUUGUUAUCUCAUUAUAACUCAAAUAUUAAUAAUUAAUAUCACGUGAUAUUUUA
This is a messenger RNA of Fopius arisanus, 1844 nucleotides long. It is a transcript of the gene park, whose product is annotated as parkin. The transcript has 4 exons. Gene Ontology annotation, cellular component: cytosol; ubiquitin ligase complex; mitochondrion. Gene Ontology annotation, biological process: ubiquitin-dependent protein catabolic process; negative regulation of protein phosphorylation; regulation of apoptotic process. The coding region runs from base 174 to 1661 and encodes 495 amino acids. The record is from RefSeq and is a predicted model, not a curated record. Gene Ontology annotation, molecular function: zinc ion binding; ubiquitin protein ligase activity; ubiquitin conjugating enzyme binding. NCBI's taxonomy places the organism in Eukaryota, Metazoa, Arthropoda, Insecta, Hymenoptera, Braconidae.